Messenger RNA from Balearica regulorum gibbericeps (East African grey crowned-crane), 306 nucleotides. The record is from RefSeq and is a predicted model, not a curated record. NCBI's taxonomy places the organism in Eukaryota, Metazoa, Chordata, Aves, Gruiformes, Gruidae.
GACUUCCUCCGCAGCAUCCCCGCCAGGCUCCUCGUGAGCCACCUCUACGAGGACUGGAUGGGUGCCAUGGAGAGGCCAAGCCGGCAGGCAAAGGUGGAAGAACUGAAAGCGGUGGCCGAAAAGUUGCCUGCGGCAAAACUCCUCCUCCUCAAGCGGCUGCUCUCACUGCUCCAGCACAUCGGCCACAACGCCUCCACCAGCAGAAUGACCUCCCGAAACCUGGCCACCUGCCUGGGGCCAAGCCUGCUGAGCCCACCCAACGAGGACCUGCUGCCGCUGGAGGCUGCGCUGGAGGUGACUGCCAAG